CCCCGCUUUCAGUGCAGGCUCCUGCCGUCCACUCCCACUCGAGUUGCAGGAUGUCGAUGACAGACUUGCUCAGCGCUGAGGACAUCAAGAAGGCGAUCGGAGCCUUUGCUGCUGUCGACUCCUUUGACCACAAAAAGUUCUUCCAAAUGGUCGGCCUCAAGAAAAAGAGUGCGGACGACCUGAAGAAGGUGUUCCACAUCCUGGAUAAGGACAAGAGCGGCUUCAUCGAGGAGGAUGAGCUGGGAUUCAUCCUAAAAAGCUUCUCCGCAGACGCCAGGGACCUGUCUGUGAAGGAGACCAAGACACUCAUGGCCGCUGGAGACAAGGACGGGGACGGCAAAAUUGGGGCUGAAGAGUUCUCCACUCUGGUGUCUGAAAGCUAAGAGGCGCUGCCGGCCGGGGCCUCCCCUCUGCCGCCCGGGACCUCCCCUCUGCCGCCCGGGGCCUCCCCCUCUGCCCCCGACACCCCGACUCGGCCGUCCUGUCCCCUCUGGAUUUUCUGUUGGGUUUAUUUAUGUUCUUUUUUACUCCCCCACCCGCUGUGGCUCUCAAAUGACACCGUUCUUCUGGAAAAUGCUCGAGAAACAAUAAAGGUCGUACCCGUGGGACUCCA
Ictidomys tridecemlineatus (thirteen-lined ground squirrel) is the source of this 613-nucleotide messenger RNA. It is a transcript of the gene Pvalb, whose product is annotated as parvalbumin. Gene Ontology annotation, molecular function: calcium ion binding. Gene Ontology annotation, cellular component: cytoplasm. The record is from RefSeq and is a predicted model, not a curated record. NCBI's taxonomy places the organism in Eukaryota, Metazoa, Chordata, Mammalia, Rodentia, Sciuridae.